Girardinichthys multiradiatus is the source of this 3327-nucleotide messenger RNA. It is a transcript of the gene nup58, whose product is annotated as nucleoporin 58. Lineage: Eukaryota; Metazoa; Chordata; Actinopteri; Cyprinodontiformes; Goodeidae. Gene Ontology annotation, biological process: nucleocytoplasmic transport. The record is from RefSeq and is a predicted model, not a curated record. Gene Ontology annotation, cellular component: nuclear pore. The coding region runs from base 337 to 2127 and encodes 596 amino acids. The transcript is spliced from 14 exons. Gene Ontology annotation, molecular function: structural constituent of nuclear pore.
GUUUCAGAAAAGAUUACCCAAAAUGCACUAGCAUUCGGGAAAAUACCAGGCGGGCAAUAGAAAAAGUAUUACCAUGCGCAAAGCACGACAUUUAGAGCUUUUAAAAGCGUAAUAACUCUUCUGUAUGGAGUGAAAGAUCAGUAAUCAGCAGUGAAAUAACUCCGGACUCGACGGGAAGAUAAAAUCUUCUCCUUUCAGAAUGUUUUGAGCAAAGAUUAGACCGCGUAUUUAGCUCUCACGCGGGCAUGUAGGCUAACUGACUGUUAGCUAACAGUCAUCACUUCAGCUCGUUGUCCAAAAGCUUAUUGAUGUGAAUUGUUCACCUUUUUGAACAAAAUGUCUGGAUUUAACUUUGGUGCUGGGACUCUUGGUGCCAGCAACACGGGUGGAGGAUUUACAUUCGGGGGCGCCACAAGUGCACCUGCGGCCAAUACUGGUGGCCUUUCUUUUGGGACUCCUCUGGGGACAGCACCUGUAACCCCUGCUUCCACCUCAAGCACCCCAUCUCUUGGUCUGGGAGGAAUUCUUUUUACCCAGAAACCUGCAGGAGGCUUUUCUUUGAACAUGCCUGCCUCAACCUCCUCUGGCCCCACCACAGGCCUUACAUUAAGUACAUUAAGUGCCCCAGCUACUACGUCUGCAGCCACUGGCUUUAGUUUGGCCUUGAACAAGCCCACUGCAUCUGCAACACCAUUCUCCCUCACCACCACUACCACCCCCUCUACUGCUGGGGCAGCUUUAAAUUUUGGCUCCAUUCUGACAUCAACAGCUCCCCAACAGCCUGCAGCCACAGGGUUCACACUGUGUCUUGGUGGCACAACAGCCUCCACGGCGGCCUCAACGGUGCCGUCCCUAGGCACUGGUCUCUUUUCCAGCUCCGGAGCCACAGGUCUGGGUCAGACCACCCUUGGAGGAGGAGCCGGGUUAACCUUGGGUUCCCUGUUGGCGACCUCCACAGCAGCAUCGGCUGCUCCUGCCCCAAGUAUUGGUCUUGGCGGAGUUGACUUCAGCACUUCCUCUGAGAAUAAAAGUGACACCUCAUCAGGAAGCAAUGCACAGGACAGCAAGGCUUUGAAAGAUGAGAAUCUGCCAACAUUUAUUUGUCAAGAUGUUGAACAUUUUCAAAAAUUUGUAAAGGAACAGAAGCAGGUUCAGGAAGACAUUAGCAGGAUGUCAUCAAAGACCAUUUCUAAAGUCCAAGAUGACAUCAAGAGCCUCAAGCAGCUUCUUUCUGUGUGUGCCAGUGGGCUGCAGCGUCAGGCUCUGGCUAUUGACAAACUGAAGUUGGAGACUGCACAGGAGCUGAAAAAUGCUGACAUAGCGCUGCGCACACAAAAGACGCCUCCCGGACUUCAGCAUGAAAACUCAGCUCCCUCAGAUUAUUUUCGUAGCCUGGUGGACCAGUUUGAGGUGCAGUUGCAGCAGUUCCGGCAGCAGAUAGAAGAGCUGGAGAAUCACCUGACCACGCAAAGCAGUGGAUCACACAUCACCCCUCAAGAUCUGACUCUGGCCAUGCAGAAGUUAUACCAAACAUUUGUUGCACAGGCUGCUCAGCUUCAGUCUGUCCAUGAGAAUGUUAAGAUCUUGAAACACCAGUACCUUUCUUACCGAAGAGCCUUCCUGGAAGACUCCACUGAUAUCUUCGAGUCCAAACGGGCCUCCAACAGGAAAUGGGAGAGUGCGCCACGAGUCACAACCGGACCCGCUCCAUUCUCCAGUGUACCCAAUGCCGCAGCUGUUGCUAUGGCAGCCACGUUGACCCAGCAACAGCAGCCAACUCCAGGCAACCAGGCACCCUUGGGGGCAGGGUUUGGAAACCCCUUUGCUUCAGCAGUAGGCACUAGUUUGGGCUCUUCUACACUUGGAGGUUUUGGUGGUGGGCCAGGAUUUGGUGGCGUUGGAACUGGGGGGUCUUCUUUUGGGUUCUCCACGAAUAAGCCCGCAGGGGGCAGUUUGAGUGCAGGUUUUGGAAGCACCAGCGGCUCUGGCUUCAACUUCAGCAACCCUGGCAUCAACCAGUCUGCUGGACUGACGUUCGGCAUUUCAAACCAACCAGCCACAGCCUUUGGCACACCCCUUCUCCAGCUGAAGAAGCCCCCCGCUGGCAAUAAAAGGGGGAAAAGAUAGAAACAAGUUAAGACAAGAAUUAUGUGACCAGCUAGUGGCUUGUAGCAAAGAACAGCCUGGCCUCUUAAAAGCAUAGAAACAGUGCUAAAACGAUCAUUACCAGUUUGAUGGAAAAUAUUUUUUCAUGUAACAGAUUAUUUUGAGUUAUGUUAUUUCAACCUGGGGAAAAGAAAUCCUGUGGACAAUCUAACAUUAUUUUUCUUAACAUUAUUCUCUGCCAUGGCUGCUUUGAGCCAAGAGACAACAGAUCACAUCAGGACAGUGUCAGAUGGCAAGAAGAUGUCGUUUGAAGCACGAUUAAGCCCAUUAGAACUGCCUCUAACAGUUUGUUUCUUACAACAAUGCUUUGGGGAAUGCGAAAGCCAGAACAGUUGAUUCAACAACAAAUUGCUCAGUUAUUUUGAGGAGUUUUUUUGUUUUUUUUUUCCUAAAUAUAAGAUAAACAUGUUUUUGUGCUUUCAGAUGGACUGUAGCUUUCUUUCCAUUGUAUCUAAAACUCUUUCAGAACAGAGCUGCUGUGCAAAUGGCUUCGCUCAAGUUGCGUCCAAAGAGGAUAAAAAAAAAAAAGAUAUAAAGGGAAAGGAGCUUGUGAUAAUAGUAAGGAACAGUAUAGCCUGUGUCCACCCUUGUCAGCGAGUAUCAAACCCUAGAUAGUUUAGGUCCAAGGUGUCUUUAGGGAGAUGCCGUUUUAUUUUUGUAUCAUGUAAAGGAAGCUAUGACAUUCAGACAACAGUGCAAGAACAUGAAUGUCUUUUGGGUUUUCCAAUGUCAUGUCCACAUAAUCAGUUUUUUGCUGAGAUCCAUUCUGAUUGAUGUUUUCUUCUAGAUGUACAUUCUCUACGCCUGUGUACCAAUGUAUUGUAAGACUGUGGGAAAAAUACAGUUGUUCGUCCUCCAUAGACCUAUGAAAUGUACGUUUAUUCUGACAGUUUCUCAAGCAUAUUCUGCUUGCGCAGUUUCUACAUGUACUAGAUAAAGUUUGCACUAUCCAGUGUGCGUGAUCUGACAGUGAUCGUGUGAAUCUGCCCGUCACUCAGCUAUUAUGCUUUUAAGCAUUGGUUUAAGAACUAUGCCUCUGUUUUUGUGUCCAUGUCACUUUGGUUAUUACCAAAUAACUGUAGUUGUACUCUUGUUUUCUAUUUGGUCUGUGGAGAUGUGUAUUUUUGAGAUGCUGUUUAAUAAUAAAAUCUUUUGUUUGUU